Dermacentor andersoni is the source of this 1744-nucleotide messenger RNA. RefSeq names its product cytochrome P450 3A11-like. Gene Ontology annotation, molecular function: heme binding; steroid hydroxylase activity; iron ion binding. NCBI's taxonomy places the organism in Eukaryota, Metazoa, Arthropoda, Arachnida, Ixodida, Ixodidae. The record is from RefSeq and is a predicted model, not a curated record.
CGGUCGUCGACGAGCGGCAACGACGCGCCUUCACCGGACAGCGAGCGGAUUGUUCGGCGUGCAGGGGGCGCUGGGAACACCCCUGUGUGUCAUCGUGCGCUCAGUAAGACAUCACGAAUUGCGGAUUGGCCAUGGCCACCUUCCUGGGAUUACCGGAUUGGAUUAUCUUGGCAGCGACGGUCUGUGUCCUCUUAUAUCUGUAUGCAUAUCGGAACCGCAACUACUGGAAGAACCAAAAUGUCACGUCAGAGCCAUUUGCCCUCAUAUUUGGCCCCACGUUGAAGCUCAUGUUCCAACCUAUGCAUUUCCUCGAUACCAACCGGUACAACAAGUAUGGAAAAUUAUUCGGCACCUUUGAGACCGGCAAGAGCGUCCUCUUUGUCGCCGAACCCGAACUGGUGAAGCAAGUCAUGGUCAAGGAUUUUCCUGCAUUGCCCAAUCGAAGGACGUUCAAGUUCUCCGACCCCAUAUUGGACAACAUGAUGAACAUCACUCCCGUGGAUAGAUGGCGUAAGAUUCGACCGGCCUCGAGUCCUGCAUUUUCCACUGGAAGGCUAAGAAAGAUGAAUUUCUUGAUUGAGGACUGCGCAGUGGUUACAGCACAACACCUGAAAGAGGCGGCGGCAAAGGAGGAGGACAUCGACAUCAAACAGUUCUUCAGCAACUAUGCACUAGACGUAAUUGCAAGAUGCGCAUUUGGCACGAAGUUGGACUCUCACUCGGACCAGACCAAUGAGUUUGUCACCAAAUCACGACAGAUCUUCUCGGGACGUGUCACACCACGCCUUAUUAUGUUUUUUGUAUUCCCAGCCAUCUCAAGAUUACUUGGGCUGCGACCAUUUAAUAUGGAAAUAUUUCUCUACUUCAAGCAGAUAUGCCUCAACAUCAUCAAGGACCGGCAGGACAAACAAUCUCGGCACGAAGACUUUCUUCAACUCAUGAUGGACGCCAAGGAAGGCAACCUUGCAUCCGCAGUAGAAAAGGCUUCUGAACGCGACAAUCAACUCUUCAACCUUGGUUCAGGCCUGAAGCCAGACACGUCGUUUUCAUCAAACAAAACACUGACUCAGGAUGAAGCAAUGGCCCAAUGCGUGCUCUUCUUCUUUGCCGGCCAGGACACGACCUCGAGUGUGAUCUCGUACACGCUUUACCAACUGGCAAUUAACCCCGAGGUGCAGGAAAAGCUGAGAGAAGAAGUGGACGAAUGCUUCACUAUGCACGGAGAACGUCCCAGCUUGGAUGUGAUUACUAAACUCAAAUACCUACACGGUGUUGUCUCCGAGGCUCUUCGAAUGUACCCUCCAGCUACACGAAUUGAGCGAUCGCCAGUCGAGGACUACGUCCUGGGAGACACUGGAAUCAAAGUGAAGAAAGGAGACAUAAUUGCAAUCCCCGUCUACUCCAUGCAUCACGACCCGCAGUACUUUUCUGAUCCGUUUACGUUCAACCCCGACAGGUUCAGCGACGAGAACAUGGAUUCCAUCCAGCCGUACACGUACCUGCCUUUCGGUGCUGGGCCGCGCAACUGCAUCGGCAUGCGCUUCGCUCUGCAAGAAGUGAAGCUUUCUUUGCUCUACACUAUUCGCAACGUCAAGGUGGUGCGCACGAAAAAAACGAGAGUGCCUCUGGAAUUCCAAAACGGGUACAGCCUCCUCACUGCCAAAGACAUCACACUGGGAAUCAGGAAACGAGGCUAACAAGGGGAAUGUUCUCUCAAGUUAUUAAACUCGUAAUAACCUCGAAA